This is a messenger RNA of Erpetoichthys calabaricus (reedfish), 945 nucleotides long. RefSeq names its product CAP-Gly domain-containing linker protein 3-like. Bases 1 to 768 code for a protein of 255 amino acids. The record is from RefSeq and is a predicted model, not a curated record. The transcript has 6 exons. NCBI's taxonomy places the organism in Eukaryota, Metazoa, Chordata, Cladistia, Polypteriformes, Polypteridae.
AUGAGGAGAGACUCAGUGUUUGAGUAUCUCAGUGUUGUUAGGAUCAGUUCUUUUAUUAGAUGUCUGAGGAUGUGCCAGAUGGGAGCGCCAAGACCUCCUUUGACUGAUGAAAGUGUCUCUGGAAAGAAUUUAAAGCUGGAAGAGGGCCCGAGUGGUGCGGAGGACUUCACUACAGAAGAGGUGGCAGAAGAAAUGGGCCUUGGGAGUGAAGCAGAGCAGGCUGGCGUAGAGGCUCCUGGCAGGGCAGAGGGUCCGCUGAAGGACAUCGGUGGGCAAUAUGCAGAAAGAAAGAAGCCUUUGCUAAAGCUGGGCGAGCGUGUGGUGCUGGGAAGAGGACGGAAAGGAGUGGUGCGCUUCAUAGGACAGCUGGAGAGCAUAAACAGCAAGGAGAUUUAUGUCGGCGUGGAACUAGACAUCCCCUGUGGUGAAAAUGAUGGAAAGACAAAGGGGAAAAGAUAUUUCACGUGCCGGCCUUACCAUGGCACCUUCGCUCAAAUGUCAGCCGUCAAGUCUUGUAAACCGCUAGCAGCUGCUGGCUGCACUCCCAACGGUCCUGACACAAGUGACUCGGAUGAAGGCGGCAGCAGCAGCACCGACACCAGAAACGUCAGGAGGAUACUCCGGAGGACCAGAAACCAGAUGAACAUCAACUCACCGGUUCGGUGUAAGCAGCCUCCAGGUGCCAAUGAGCAGACAUCUGAUCAAGGAUCUCGAAUCCCCGCUUUAGUCGACUUCAAGGGACUUCCGAAAAUGAGCCCCAUUGUUUGAAGGUGGCAGCAGGGCCUUGACGACACGUUUACUUGCUAGAGGAGUUUGGCACACUUAGAACAGAAAUCCUAGAGUGAAUUUUUCUGAGCACAGUGGAGUACAUGACCCCCCCAAACCCCCAAUUAUUUAUUAUUUUGCAUUUGGCCGACGCCUUUAACUAAGAUGGCUUACAUGAUC